Hyaena hyaena (striped hyena) is the source of this 2285-nucleotide messenger RNA. RefSeq names its product NUAK family kinase 1 (gene NUAK1). Gene Ontology annotation, biological process: intracellular signal transduction; protein phosphorylation; microtubule cytoskeleton organization. NCBI's taxonomy places the organism in Eukaryota, Metazoa, Chordata, Mammalia, Carnivora, Hyaenidae. Gene Ontology annotation, cellular component: cytoplasm. The record is from RefSeq and is a predicted model, not a curated record. The coding region runs from base 272 to 2275 and encodes 667 amino acids. The transcript has 7 exons. Gene Ontology annotation, molecular function: ATP binding; tau-protein kinase activity; protein serine/threonine kinase activity.
CGCCUCCCCUGCCACCGCCGCCACCUCGCCUGACGCUCCGCAGCUCGCCGCGGCCGGGGGGCGGUGCGCGGACCGUGCGCGCCGGGGGCGCUAGAUGUGCCGUCGCCGCCGCCGCCAGUGACCGCGCCGCAGACCGAGCGGGAUCCGGCCGCCUCCCCGAUGCUGCGGGGGCGACCUUGAGCGCGCCCCGGCUUCCUCGGCGGGGACCCCGACACCGCGAGCGCCGUGCCCGGUCCUGCCCUCUCCAGCCCGGCUAGCCCCGCGUUCCGACAUGGAGGGGGCCGCUGCGCCCGCGCCCGGGGACGGCCCCGACUUGCGGCCGGGGGCGCCGGGCUCUUCCCCGGAGGUGGUGGCGGGGGCAGCCGCAGCCCCUGCGGUGGCGGCGGCCGCGGAGCCCAGGAAGCCGCACGGGGUGAAGCGGCAUCACCACAAGCACAACUUGAAGCACCGCUAUGAACUGCAGGAGACCCUGGGCAAAGGCACCUACGGCAAAGUCAAGAGGGCCACCGAGAGGUUUUCGGGCCGAGUGGUUGCUAUAAAAUCCAUUCGUAAGGACAAAAUUAAGGAUGAACAAGACAUGGUUCACAUCAGACGAGAGAUUGAGAUCAUGUCAUCCCUCAACCAUCCUCAUAUCAUCAGUAUUUACGAAGUGUUUGAGAACAAAGAUAAGAUUGUGAUCAUCAUGGAGUACGCGAGCAAGGGGGAGCUGUACGAUUACAUCAGCGAGAGGAGACGCCUCAGCGAGCGGGACACCAGACACUUCUUCCGCCAGAUCGUCUCCGCGGUGCACUAUUGUCACAAGAACGGUGUGGUCCACCGGGACUUGAAGCUGGAAAACAUACUGCUUGAUGACAACUGCAAUAUUAAGAUUGCUGAUUUUGGGCUUUCCAACCUGUACCAGAAGGACAAGUUCUUGCAAACAUUUUGUGGGAGCCCACUCUAUGCUUCUCCUGAGAUUGUCAAUGGGAGACCUUACCGGGGGCCCGAGGUGGACAGCUGGGCCCUGGGCGUGUUGCUUUACACUCUCGUGUAUGGAACGAUGCCCUUCGAUGGUUUCGAUCACAAAAACCUCAUUCGGCAGAUCAGCAGUGGAGAGUACCGGGAGCCCACGCAGCCCUCAGAUGCUCGAGGGCUCAUUCGGUGGAUGCUCAUGGUGAACCCCGAUCGCCGGGCCACCAUCGAGGACAUCGCCAAUCACUGGUGGGUGAACUGGGGCUAUAAGAGCAGUGUCUGUGACUGUGACGCACUGCACAGCUCCGAGUCACCGCUCCUGGCUCGCAUCAUCGACUGGCAUCACCGUUCCACGGGGCUGCAGGCUGAGGCCGAAGCUAAAAUGAAGGGCCUGGCCAAACCCGGGGCCUCGGAGGUCAUGCUGGAGCGGCAGCGGUCGCUGAAAAAGUCCAAGAAAGAGAACGACUUUGCCCAGUCCGGCCAGGACUCGGUGCCCGAAAGCGCAUCCAAGCUGAGUUCCAAGAGGCCCAAAGGGAUCCUGAAGAAGCGGAGCAACAGUGAACAUCGCUCCCACAGCACGGGCUUCAUCGAAGGCGUGGUCAGCCCUGCCUUGCCUUCUGCUUUCAAGAUGGAGCAGGACUUGUGCCGGACUGGUGUGCCCCUCCCCAGCUCCCCCGAGGCAGAGGCGCCAGGUAAACUCAGCCCCAAGCAGUCAGCCACGAUGCCCAAGAAGGGCAUCUUGAAGAAGACCCAGCAGAGAGAGUCAGGGUACUAUUCGUCCCCUGAGCGCAGCGAGUCUUCAGAGCUGUUGGACAGUAACGAUGGGCUGGGCAGCAGCAUCCCGUCCCCCAGCCCCCCAGCCCCAGCCAGGGGCACGUCUCACAGCCUCUCCUGCCGCAGGAAGGGCAUCUUGAAACACAGCAGCAAGUACUCAGCAGGGACCAUGGACCCGGCCCUCGUCAGCCCCGAAACGCCCACACUGGAAUCCUUGCUGGAGCCUGGAGUCCCUGCCGAAGGCCUCUCCCGGAGCUACAGCCGGCCCGACAGCGUCAUCAGCGACGACAGCGUCCUGUCCAGCGACUCCUUCGACUUGCUGGAUCUGCAGGAGAAUCGCCCUGCCCGACAGCGCAUCCGCAGCUGCGUCUCUGCUGAAAACUUCCUCCAGAUCCAGGACUUCGAGGGGCUCCAGAACCGGCCGCGGCCCCAGUACCUGAAGCGGUACCGGAACCGGCUGGGGGACAGCAGCUUCUCCCUCCUCGUGGACAUGGACGAUGUGACUCAGGUCUACAAGAAAGCGCUGGAGAUCUGCAACAAGCUUAACUAGCUCCCCGGGG